ACGAAGGCCAUCACAGCUCCUUCUACGCCUGUUACGGAGAAUCGACAAUUUGGAUCCAAGAUGACGGACUCCAAGUACUUUACCACCACCAAGAAAGGGGAGAUCUUUGAGCUCAAGGCAGAGCUGAACAGUGAUAAGAAGGAGAAGAAGAAAGAGGCUGUCAAGAAGGUCAUUGCAUCUAUGACAGUUGGCAAGGAUGUCAGCGCUCUGUUCCCAGAUGUUGUGAAUUGCAUGCAGACGGACAACCUGGAACUGAAAAAGCUGGUCUACCUCUACCUGAUGAACUAUGCCAAGAGUCAGCCAGACAUGGCUAUCAUGGCUGUUAACACUUUUGUCAAGGACUGUGAAGACCCCAACCCUCUCAUCCGGGCCCUUGCUGUUCGUACAAUGGGCUGCAUCCGUGUGGACAAGAUCACUGAGUACCUCUGUGAACCACUGAGGAAAUGUCUGAAGGACGAAGACCCAUAUGUGAGGAAGACAGCUGCUGUGUGUGUAGCAAAGCUCCAUGACAUCAAUGCCCAGUUGGUGGAGGACCAAGGCUUCCUGGACACACUUAAAGACCUUAUCUCUGACUCCAACCCCAUGGUUGUAGCAAACGCAGUGGCAGCGCUGUCAGAGAUAGCAGAGUCCCACCCCAACAGUAAUCUCCUGGACCUGAAUCCUCAGACCAUCAACAAGUUGCUGACAGCUUUAAAUGAGUGCACAGAGUGGGGACAGAUAUUCAUUCUUGAUUGCCUGGCCAAUUACACACCUCGUGAUGAUCGUGAGUCCCAAAGCAUCUGUGAGCGUGUGACCCCAAGGCUCUCACAUGCCAACUCUGCAGUGGUGCUGUCAGCUGUUAAAGUUUUAAUGAAGUUCAUGGAGAUGCUGCCAAAAGACUUGGACUACUAUGGCACCCUGCUGAAGAAGCUCGCCCCUCCACUGGUCACUCUCCUCUCCGCUGAGCCUGAGUUGCAAUACGUGGCACUUAGAAACAUCAAUCUCAUUGUACAGAGACGCCCAGAGAUCCUGAAACACGAAAUGAAGGUCUUCUUUGUAAAGUACAAUGACCCAAUAUAUGUCAAACUUGAAAAGCUGGACAUCAUGAUUCGCCUAGCAUCUCAAGCCAACAUUGCUCAGGUGCUGGCAGAGCUGAAGGAGUACGCCACUGAGGUGGACGUGGACUUUGUCCGUAAAGCGGUCAGAGCCAUCGGCCGCUGUGCCAUCAAAGUAGAGCAAUCUGCAGAGCGCUGUGUCAGCACCCUGUUGGACCUCAUCCAGACCAAGGUCAACUAUGUGGUGCAGGAGGCCAUUGUGGUCAUCAAGGACAUCUUCCGCAAGUACCCCAACAAGUAUGAGAGUGUGAUUGCCACUUUGUGUGAAAACCUGGACUCUCUGGAUGAGCCGGAGGCACGUGCUGCCAUGAUCUGGAUUGUGGGAGAAUAUGCUGAGCGCAUUGACAACGCUGACGAGCUGCUGGAGAGCUUUUUGGAGGGUUUCCACGAUGAAAGCACUCAGGUGCAGUUGCAGCUACUGACUGCAAUUGUCAAGUUGUUCCUAAAAAAGCCUACUGAGACCCAGGAGCUGGUGCAGCAGGUGCUGAGCCUGGCCACACAGGAUUCCGAUAACCCAGAUCUCAGGGACCGCGGCUACAUCUACUGGCGUCUGCUCUCCACAGACCCUGUGGCUGCCAAGGAGGUGGUUCUGGCUGAGAAGCCCCUGAUCUCUGAGGAGACGGAUCUGAUUGAGCCCACUUUGCUGGAGGAGCUCAUCUGCCACAUUGGUACUCUGGCCUCUGUCUACCACAAGCCACCGAGUGCCUUUGUUGAGGGCAGCCGUGGUGUUCAGCACAAGAGACUCCCUGGCAGUGCUGGAUCUGGGGAGAGUGUUGAGAGCCCGGACACAGGUUCUGCUGCUGGAGUUUCUGAGGCACCCCCUGCUGUCAUCCCAUCCCAGGGUGACCUCCUGGGGGAUCUGCUUAAUCUGGACCUGACACCUCCUACCACUACAGGACCACCACCCCCCUCCUCUGGCAUGCAGAUGGGAGCUAUGGACCUUCUUGGAGGAGGACUGGACAGUCUGAUGGGAGAUGAGUCUGAGCCGCCGCCCAUUCCCCUGCGGACGGACACUCCUCAGUCACCUCAGCUCCCACAUCAGUCCCCAUCGCCCCCAGAUUACAGCCCCACUGAGCUCGGCGGAGACAUUGGAGGAAGUCCUGCUAUGGGGGCUGGUUUUGGUGCUCCUCCAGCUGCAAUGCCGGCCUCUUUCAAUGCCCCUGUUACUGGUCUGGAUGACCUGUUUGAUCUCGGCGGUGGAGUUGGUAUGCCGAUGGGAUCCUACAGCCCCCCUAAGGCGGUUUGGCUUCCUGCCAUGAAGGCCAAGGGUCUGGAAAUAUCAGGCACUUUUGCCCGCCGUGCCGGAGUCAUCCAAAUGGAGAUGACCCUCACUAAUAAAGCAAUGAGUGUCAUGACUGAUUUUGCCAUCCAGUUUAACAGAAACAGCUUUGGUCUGGCUCCAGCUGGUCCACUCCAGGUUCUCACUCCUCUCAGCCCAAACCAGAGUAUUGAAGUGACCCUUCCCCUCAAUACUGUGGGCCCCGUCAUGAAGAUGGAGCCUCUCAAUAACUUGCAGGUGGCUGUUAAGAACAACAUUGACGUAUUCUACUUCAGCUGCCAGUACCCCAUCAGCAUGUUAUUUGUAGAGGACGGGAAGAUGGAGCGACAGGUGUUCCUCGCCACAUGGAAAGACAUUCCUAAUGACAAUGAGUCCCAGUUUCAAAUCAAAGACUGCCAUCUCAACUCAGAUGCAGCCUCCAACAAACUGCAGGGUAGCAACAUCUUUACCAUAGCCAAGCGUACAGUGGAGGGUCAGGACAUGCUGUAUCAGUCCACGAAACUCAGCAACGGCAUCUGGGUCCUGGCUGAGCUGAGGGUGCAGGCAGGAAACCCAAACUACACGAUCUCUCUGAAGUGCAGAGCUCCAGAGGUUUCCCAGUGUGUGUUCCAGAGCUACGAGGCCGUGCUGAAGAACUGAACCACCCCCCCUGACGUCCACCUGGCCGCUGUCCUCACAGACUUCUGGCACCUCCUCUUGCUCUCCAUCACCUGACCCACGGACCGUAUUACAACCACACACAGUGCAGGAUCCACUUCCUGCCGUGUUGGGCCUGGAGACUGAACCCCGUAUGUCAUCCAGCUGUUUAAUUAGGAUGGUUAAUGAUCUACUUUCUCAUUUUGGACCAUGUUUUCUCCACGUUUUUUCUAAGACUGUAGAGGUGUCUGGUUCACUUUCUUGGCUAGCCUUUGCGCUUUUGUUCACACCAUGAGAUAAUGUUUCGGGACAUUAUCUCGUGAUAAAUUGUCUGAAUGAGCACUUGGCCCUCCGCUCUUCCCCGCCUGAGCCGUCCUGUGACGACCUUUAUUCUUUUGGGGACAGGCGGCUGUAUGACUUGACAGUUUUCUCUGCAUGAGGCUCUUUAAUCAUUAUCUAUCCCCACUUCUCUGCAAAUUGGAGUCUAUUUUUAGCGUCUGCAAUCAGCAGGUGAAUCAUUACUGUGGGCAUAUUUAUUUGGGGUAUUUUCAAUUAAAAUACAGCAGAAAAAGGCUUUAACUCUCAUAACCCCCCUCCUGUGUGUGAAGUGGAAGGUGGCUGUCUGGGCCUUAGAAGAGACACAUAAAUACUUAAAAACUACAUUGUUGUUGUCUUUGUCAUUUUCAGUUUUCUUUAGUACCUGUGGUUAGCAGCAGGAACAGAUCCUCUGCUGUCCCCUGGAAGCAGAAUGUCUGACUGAUGUGUGCUGUGUGCAUGGAAACUGUUUGUUGGUGUGUGUUUCUUUUAAUUUUUACAUCAGUAUCUGGACAUUUUAUAGACUUAGCAGCAGUUGUCCACCGGCUGAUCUAUUACUUAGUCAUUCCAUGGUUUAAUUUGUGUUCAUAGUCUUGUUAGUGUACAUGUGGCAAACUGGGAGCCUCAGGUGUUGAGGAUUUGCUGCCCCCCCCCCCCGCGUCAGUGGCAGCCACUCGAGCGCUAUCUCUGCCACUUUGCUCUGUAUCCUCAUCGCAGCUUUCCGAGCACCAUGGCCACCUGAGAUGAAGGCUCAGGUGAGAUAACUCUAAAUGUACAAUGUCAUGGUUUGUAACACUUGUGAGUAAUAAGUAUACAUGUAGGUAGCGCACUCUGUCUUAGCUGAAACAAGGCUAGAACAACAUUGUGUCCCUGUUUUACCCACAGACUCUACAGAUUAAUUGGAUUCCUUUUCUGAGUCAUUACACUGAAGCCCUUUUUAUCGGCUCUGUGGGAUGUAUGCACCUACGCUAACACCUUUUGCAGAUUGUCACAGAGGUGGUUGUGUAUUCUGAGUGUGUGUCUUUGUGUGUGGUGACGGCUGAUUCAUACGAAAUGCUGUAAAGGAAAAAAAAAAAUCAAGUGUUUAAUCAGAUGUUUUUGAUUGACAUGAUUUCGUUCAUUGUGUGUACAUCAUUUGAAAACAAACUAUUAAAAGUCUUGAUAAA
Molecule: messenger RNA, 4490 nt
Organism: Toxotes jaculatrix (banded archerfish)
Lineage: Eukaryota; Metazoa; Chordata; Actinopteri; Toxotidae
Gene: ap1b1
Product: adaptor related protein complex 1 subunit beta 1
Exons: 24
Coding region: 61-3012 (983 amino acids)
Biological process (GO): intracellular protein transport; vesicle-mediated transport
Cellular component (GO): membrane coat; clathrin adaptor complex
Molecular function (GO): clathrin binding
Source: RefSeq, a predicted model, not a curated record